Messenger RNA from Exserohilum turcica Et28A, 483 nucleotides. RefSeq lists its product as uncharacterized. Bases 1 to 483 code for a protein of 160 amino acids. The transcript has a single exon. Lineage: Eukaryota; Fungi; Ascomycota; Dothideomycetes; Pleosporales; Pleosporaceae. The record is from RefSeq and is a predicted model, not a curated record.
AUGUACACAGGCACAGCGACGGCAGAAAGGACGGACUGGCUGGCCCGGCGUUCUGGAAGUCGCCAGGUGGCGGGCCGUAGCGUUAGCUUCCCUGCUAAUAACGUCGUCGACCACGACAAAACCCUCUCCAGGGACAUCUCUCAAACUACUACUACUACCACUACUACUACCACCACCACCACCACCACCACCACUACCACCACUACGCCCUCUGCGCCCGCCUCUGCCCGCCGCAAUCGCUGCAGCGCCCAGAUGCAAACAUGCGGUCAGGACAGGACGAACCCGAGGCUCCUGCGUUUCUCCCACUCCCAAGCCCGGUCACGACGCUCGGGGAACAUGAUGGCGCCCACCACACGUCGUCAGCUGCACGUUGCCACCGGUAAUCUCCCGGUCUAUGUACCCUUCACCACCACCGCUGCUGCUGCUACUGCUGCACCCCAGAUGACAUGUGCAGUCUGUGUGCACAGUAAUGACCUUGCAUAG